This is a messenger RNA of Rotaria sp. Silwood2, 2076 nucleotides long. NCBI's taxonomy places the organism in Eukaryota, Metazoa, Rotifera, Eurotatoria, Philodinida, Philodinidae. The record is from the annotation of a GenBank genome assembly.
AUGAAUCUUGAAUCACCUUAUGGUAUAUCAAUAUCAUGUACUGAACAAUUUGCAUUGGGACCACGAAUUGAUAGUACAAGAGUAAAAUAUUUUAUAAAUAUUAUAUUAAAAAAUAUUCAAGUUAGUGCAACAGAAUUUUCAUCACAAAAAUUUGAAAUUAUUGAUGUUGAUGAUCCUGGUUUUGCUUUAACAUUAAAAAUGUAUCAACAAAAUUCUCAAUCUUCUAUAAUAAUGCCUAUUGUACGUGGUAUGACAUAUGUUACAUUUGAAUUUAAUUCAGCUACACCAAAAAUUUCAACUGUUCAUGCUAUUCUUUCUGUUAAUGGUCAAACAUCAGGAAAAAUAACUGGAAAACGUUUUGAAAUAGUUUUAAAUAAUGAUCAAACAUGGCUUUUAUAUACACUUAAUGGUGAUAUUACAUUAGAAUUUCGUGAAAAUCAAUUAUUUGGUACACAAGCAAUAACAAAUGUUCUUCGUUUAACUAAGAAACAAUCAGAUUCUUAUGCAAAUUCUUUACUUGAUUCUCAUGUAUCUGUUUAUCCAACAGGAUGUGAUCUUACAGAAAAACUUCUUCAUUAUACACUUGCACAUCAUCGACAAGUUAUAUCAACAAAUAGUGCUACAGCAACAUCAGUUCAAUCUCGAUCACCAAGUAAAGGUCCAAUGAUAGGAUAUAUUGGUAAUGUUUGGAUAAUGACAGAAAAUUCAUUAUCAACAAUGGGUUUUCUUGCACCACGUGCACCAGCACCUGAAUAUGAAGAUUAUAUUGUAGCACAAUUAAAAAAAGAUAUUACAAAUGGUGUUAAUUUAGGUGUAUCAGAUUAUUAUUUUACAGGAAAAGCAUUUCAUAAAUAUGCUUUAUUAUGUUUAUUAGCUGAUUAUUAUAAAGAAACAUUAUUAUUAGAACAAUGUAUAAAAACAUUAGAAAAUGCAUUUGAUGUUCUUAUUACUGGUAAAAAUGCAAAUGCAUUAAGAUAUGAUACAACAUGGUCUGGUCUUGUUUCAGCUGCUGGUUUAGCACCAUCACAAGAAUUAGCUGAUUUUGGCAAUUCAUAUUAUAAUGAUCAUCAUUAUCAUUGGGGAUAUUUUAUUCAAACAGGUGCAUUAAUUGCUUAUCUUGAUCCAAGUUAUAUACCUAAAAUGAAAAAUUGGGUUGAAGGAUUAAUACGUGAUGCUAAUAAUCCUUCAACAAAAGAUACGAAUUUUCCACAAUUUCGUUAUUUUGAUUGGUAUUCAGGACAUAGUUGGAGUCAAGGUUUAUUUGAAUCAGCUGAUGGAAAAGAUCAAGAAUCAACAUCUGAAGAAAUUAAUUUUCAUUAUGGUUUAGCACUAUGGGGUUUAGCUACUCAAUCAACAACACUUGAAAGUCUUGGUCGAUUAAUGUUAUCUAUUGCUAAACGUACAAUUCAAACAUAUUUUCUUAUGGAUAAUGAUAAUAAAAUAAUGCCAAAAGAAUUUAUUGCUAAUAAAGUUACAGGUAUCUUUUUUGAAAAUAAAGCUGAUUAUGCAACAUGGUUUGGAGCUAAUCCAGAAUUUAUUCAUGGCAUUCAAAUGCUUCCAUCAACACCAAUUACUGAAGAAGUACGUCUUCCGAAAUUUGUUGAAGAAGAAUGGUCAACAAUAAUCAGUAAAGUUGUUGGAGGUGCAGCAGGAGGAUGGAAAAGUAUUUUAUAUACAAAUUAUGCUAUUAUUAAUCGUGGUGAAGCAUUUAAUCAAUUACUUACUGCACCACUUGAUGAUGGUCUUACACGUACUUGGGCUCUUUAUUGGGCUGCUACACGACCAAAUACAAAUAAUGGUACAGGCACUUUACCUCCGACAACAUUAGAUCCAUCAUCAAGUACUUCAUCAACUACACCAAGUACAACUGGUGGUGAAUGUACUAUGCCUCUUGAUGGUUCAUGUACAUCAUUGACUUCACCAGGUGAUGCAGCAGCUGGUCUUGGUAUGUACUAUGAUCCAAAAUGUGUUCAAGGAGGUGUUGGUUGUGAUCAUAUCAAAGCUAAUUGUCGUCUAUGUGCAAAAGAUCCAGCAAUGAUUAACAAUCCUUUUGUUAAAUGUCCGGCAUGUGUUUAA